AGUUGAUUGAAUUGGACGUCAUGGAGGUGCAGACGCCCCCCAAUAACAACAGCCGGUGGGGUCCCGGAGAGCACCCCUGGGAUGAGCCGGUGGCCGCGGGGAAGCUGUUCGAAUGUUCGCGGAUUAAGGCUCUGGCUGACGAACGCGACGCCGUCCAGAAAAAGACGUUCACCAAAUGGAUGAAUUCUCACCUGUCCAAAGUGCCGUGCCGCGUGAACGACCUUUACACCGACCUCCGCGACGGCUACAUCAUCACCAAGCUGCUGGAAGCGCUGUCUGGGGAGCAGCUGCCCAAGCCGACGCGCGGCCGGAUGCGGAUUCACUCUCUGGAGAACGUGGAUAAAGCGCUGCAGUUCCUGAAGGAGCAGAGAGUCCAUCUGGAGAACGUCGGCUCCCACGAUAUCGUCGACGGGAAUCACCGCCUGACGCUCGGCCUCAUCUGGACCAUCAUUCUGCGCUUCCAGAUCCAGGUGAUAAAGAUAGAAACCGAAGACAAUCACGAGACGCGGUCCGCCAAGGAUGCCCUCCUCCUGUGGUGCCAGAUGAAAACUGCGGGGUACCCCGCGGUGAACAUCCAGAACUUUACCACCAGCUGGAGGGAUGGACUGGCGUUCAGCGCUCUCAUUCACAGACACAGACCGGAUAUCAUCGAUUUCACCAAACUGACCAAAUCUAACGCGGCGUACAACCUCCAGCACGCGUUCAACACGGCGGAGCAGCAGCUCGGCCUCAUCAAACUGCUGGAUCCGGAAGAUGUCAACAUGGACAACCCGGACGAAAAAUCCAUCAUCACGUAUGUGGUGUCUUUCUACCACUACUUCUCAAAGAUGAAAGCCUUGGCCGUGGAGGGCAAGCGCAUCGGAAAGGUGCUGGACAAGGCCAUCGAGAUAGAGCGAGACAUUAAGCGCUACGAGGCUCUGGCGUCCGACCUCCUCGGCUGGAUCGAGAAGACCAUAGAGGUCAUCACCAACCAGAAGUUUGCCAACUCCCUGCUUGGCGUCCAGCAGCAGCUCCAGGCUUUCACCACCUACUGCACCACCGAGAAGCCCUGCAAAUUCCAGGAGAAAGGGAAUUUAGAGGUCCUGCUCUUUACCAUUCAAAGCAAAAUGAGAGAAGAAAAAUACAAACUCUACGUGCCAAGCGAUGGCAAAACCAUAUCUGAUAUCAACAAGGCCUGGACCCGGCUGGAGAAGGCAGAACACGAGCGCGAGGUGGCGCUGCGCAAUGAGCUCAUCCGCCAGGAGAAGCUGGAGCUCCUGUCCCAACGCUUUGACCAGAAGGCUGCCAUGAGGGAAGCGUGGCUUAGCGAGAACCAGCGGCUGGUUUCCCAGGACAAUUUCGGCUACGACCUGCCAGCCGUAGAGGCCGCCAUGAAGAAGCACGAAGCCAUCGAGGCCGACAUAUCCUCCUAUGAAGAGCGGAUCCAGGUGGUCGCCGACCUGGCCCAGGAGAUGGAGUCCGAGGGCUACUACGAUGUCUGCCGGAUUUCAGCCCAGAAGGACAACAUCCUACGGCAGUGGGAGCUGCUGAAAGACCUGCUCCGGGGCCGGCGAGGGAGGCUGGAGCAGAACCUGGCUCUGCAGAGAAUAUUUCAAGAGAUGGUCUACAUGAUCAACUGGAUGGAUGAGAUGCAGGUUCCGCUGACUUCCAAAGACUUUGGAAAGCACCUGCUCGAGGUGGAGGACCUGCUGCAGAAGCACAGCCUCCUGGAAGCCGACAUUGCGGCCCAGACAGAGAGAGUCCAUUCCCUGAACCAGGCUGCGCUCAGGUUCACCAACAUCGGCGAUUACCAGCCCUGCGACCCCCAGGUCAUUUGCAACCGCGUGAACCACGUGAAGAGCUGCCUGGAGGCUCUGCGCCAGCUGGCCGAGACGCGUCGGGGAGAGCUGGAGGAGUCCCGCCGUCUGUGGUGCUUCCUGCAGGAGGUGGAGGAGGCCGAGGGCUGGAUCCGGGACAAGGAGCAGAUCCUGUCCGCCCCGCAGAGCUACGGGAAGGACCUCAGCGGCGUCCUGAGACUCCUCAGCAAACACAAGAUCCUGGCAGGGGAGCUGAAAGGCAGACGCGCCAUGCUUCAGCAGACCCUCCAGCAGGGGGAGCAGGUUCUAAAAAAGAGACGUAAAGGGACGUCGGGGCUUCGCCAAAGAAUGGAAGACGUGAAACGCAAGUGGGAAAGCCUGGAGAAGGCCUCGGUUGCUCACCAGCAGAAGCUCCUGGAGGCCUCCAACUUCCACCAGUUCAACGCCGACACGGCCGAGCUCGCAGGCUGGCUGCAGGACACCUACCGCCUGGUCUCCAGCGACGACUUCGGCCACGACGAGUACUCCACGCAAACCCUGGUCAAAAAACACCGGGAAGCCACGGAGGAGAUAGAGAAACACCGGCCGGCCGUGCAGGGCCUGAGGAAGCAGCUGUCGGAGCUGGGCGCCGACUACCGGGACCAGGUGGAUGCGCAGAUCAGCAUCGUGGAGGUGGAGCAGCUCUACGGGGAGGUGGCGGAGGUGGCUUCCCUACGGAGCCAGUGGCUUCAGGACGCCUUGGACGUCUACAAGAUGUUUGGGGAGGUUAACUCCUGCGAGGUGUGGAUCGACGAGAAGGAGCAGUGGUUGGUGAAGAUGGAGAUCCCGCAGAGACUCGAAGACGUGGAGGUGGUCCAGCACAGGUUCGAGAGCUUAGACCAGGAAAUGAACAGCCUGAUGGGCCGCGUUCUCGACGUCAACCAAAUGGUGCAGCAGCUUUUGGAAAGCGGACACCCCAGCUCGUCCGAGGUUCAAGCCUGCCAGGAUCACCUGAACAGCCGGUGGAACCGGAUCGUGGAACUGGUGGAGCAGAGAAAGGAGCAGCUGAGCGCCAUCCUCCGCCUGCAGAACUACUUCCUCGAGUGCAACGAGGUGAAAUCCCAGAUCCGGGAGAAGAGGAAAUCCAUGGAGAGCACCCAGUCGGGGACGGGGGAGCUGGGCGGCGUGUUGGCCCUACAGAGAAAGCUCUCCAGCAUGGAGGCCGCUCUGCUGGCCCUCGAACCCAAGCUGGUCCAGCUUCAGCAAGACGCCGAGACUCUGGCCAUGUGCCACCCGACCCAGGCCAUGGAGGUGCUGGUGCACUUCGAGGAGAUCAGCGGAGAGUGGGAAGCUCUGAAGAGGACUCUUCAGGGCUGCGAGGAUUCCCUGACCGUCGCCAGCAAGCUGCAGCAGUUUAUCCAAGACCUGGACAAUUUUCUCACCUGGUUGGUCAAGGCGCAGACGGCGGUGGCCGUGGAAGAGCUGCCGUCCAACCUGGCCGAGGCCGAGAGACUGCUGGGCGUCCACGCGGCCCUCAAAGAAGAGAUCAGCCGCUACGAAGAGGACUACAACAAGAUUCAGGCCGUCAGCGACCUCCUGAGCCUGGAGGAAGCCGACCUCCCCUACCUGUCGCUCCAGCAGUGGUUGCAGAAGCUGGAGGUGGGGUGGAACAAACUUCUGCAGAUGUGGGAGAGUCGCAGAGAGGUCCUCGUGCAGUCCCAUAUUUUCCACCUGUUUCUGAGGGACGUCAAGCAAGCCGAGGCCUGUCUGAACAACCAGGAGUCCACGUUGGCCCACGUCGAGUUGCCCAACACCGUGGAAGGCGUGGAGCUGGCCAUAAAGAAACACCGGGAUUUCCUCACCACCAUGGAGCUGACGUCUCAGAAGAUCGUGACGGCCGUAGAAGCCGGAGAAAGCUUAAUACGACUCGGGAACGUGUUUGCCGACCGCGUCCAGGAACGGAUCGGCUCCAUACAGAAGAGGAGCCAGCGGAACGCGGCGUUGGCACAGAAGUGGCAGCAGCGCCUGAGAGAUCAUCUGCAGCUGCAACACCUACUGCAGGACUGCAACGAGCUGGAUGUUUGGAUCCACGAGAAGACGCUGAUGGCGCGGGAGAACUCCCGGGACCUGGCCCAGCGACCGCACAAAAAAUGGCUGAAGCAUCAGGAGUUUAUGGCUGAACUUUCCCAGAACAAGAGCUGGCUGGAGAAGAUCGAGAAGGAAGGCCACCAGCUGAUCCAGGAGAAACCCGAGCUGGCGGGAGUGGUGACGAAGAAGCUGGAGGAGAUCCGCCACGUGUGGAUGGAACUGGAGUCCAGCACGCAAGCCAAGGCCCAGCAGCUCUUCCAGGCUAACAAAGCGGACCAGGUGGUUCAGAACUACUCCGAGCUGGGCAAGAGGCUCUUCAAACUAGAGGAGCAGCUACAGCCGGUGGAACAGCCGGUCCCCAGCGUCUCCACCGUCAACACGCAGCUGAAAAAGCUUGAGACGAUGGAAUCCCAGAUGGAGGAAUGGUACAGAGAGGUGGGGAUGCUAGAAGCCCAGAUAGCCUCGUUCCCCCUGGACCCGGCCAGCAAGGAGGCCGUGGAAGAGAAGCAGAACGAGGUCGGCACCAGGAUCGUGCGGCUCAUCGAGCCUCUGAAGGAGAGGAGACGGAUUCUCCUGGCUUCCAAGGAGGUCCAUCAAGUGAGCCGGGAACUAGAGGACGAAAUUUCCUGGGUCCAGGAGCGGCUCCCUCUCGCCACCUCUAAGGAGCACGGAAGCAACUUGCAGACGGUUCAGCAGCUUAUCAAGAAGAACCAGAACCUGCGUCGGGAAAUCCAGGUUCAUUCUCCUCGAGUGGACGACCUUCUGGAACGGUCCGGGGCCAUCGCCAGCAUCAGGAGUCCCGAGGCGGAGGGCGUUCGGAUGGGGCACGAGAACCUGCGGGAGGUUUGGGACGCGCUGCGCGAGGAGACGGAUCGGAGGCAGCAGCUGCUGGAUAUCAGCUACCAGGUCCAUCAGUACUACUUCGACGUAGGAGAGGUGGAGACGUGGCUGAGCGAACAGGAGCUUCUGAUGAUGAACGACGAAAAGGGAAAGGACGAGCAAAGCACCCUCCAGCUCCUAAAGAAGCACCUGAUGUUAGAACAGACCAUCGAGAACUACGAGGAGACCAUCGGCCAGCUGUCCAGGCAGUGCCGCACGCUACUAGACCUAGGCCACCCAGACAGCGAGCAGAUAAGUAGGCGUCAGUCUCAGAUUGAUCGGCUCUACGUGUCUCUGAAGGACCUGGUGGAGGAGCGGAAGGCGCGUCUGGAGCAGCAGUAUUGGCUCUUCCAGCUAAGCCGAGAGGUAGAUGAGCUGGAGCAGUGGAUCGCAGAGAAGGAGGUGGUGGCCGGAUCUCCGGAGCUUGGCCAGGACUAUGAACACGUCACGCUUCUCCAGGAGAAGUUCACGGAGUUCGCCAGCGAGACGGGCAGCAUCGGCCAUGAACGGAUUUCCGCCGUCAACCAGAUGGUGGACGAACUCAUCGACUACGGCCACGCGGACGCCGCCACCAUCGCAGAGUGGAAGGACGGGGUCAACGAGGCUUGGGCCGACCUGUUGGAGCUGAUGGAGACGCGAUCGCAGCUGCUCUCCGCCUCCCACGAGCUCCACAAAUUCUUCAACGACUGCAAAGACCUCCUGUCCCAGGUGGAGGAGAAGAAGCAGAGGCUCCCCGAGUUAAAGGCCCAAGAGGGCAAACUGUCGGCUGGAUCCCUACAACGGAUAUUAAGCUCUUUUGAACACGACAUACAGGUCCUCGUUACUCAGGUACGCCAGCUCCAGGAGAACGCCGCCCAGCUGCGCACCGUCUACGCCGGCGAAAACGCGGCCGCCAUAGUGACGAGCGAGCAGGAAGUGAUGCGCUCGUGGAAGGAGCUGCUCACCUCCUGUGAAGACUGCCGUCUGCAGAUCACCACCACCACCGACCGCAUGAAGUUCCUGGGUCUGGUGAGGGACCUCGUGUCGUGGAUGGAGAGCAUUAUCUGCCAGAUCAGUACCGACGAGAAGCCAAGAGACGUGUCUGCGGUGGAAGGUCUGAUGAGUUACCAUCAGGGGUUAAAGAGCGAAAUUGAGACGCGGAAUAAAAGGAUUGUGGACUGCGUGGAGCUGGGCAAGUCUCUGCUCCUCUCCAAACGGCCGGCUUCGGAGGAGAUUCAGCAGGGUUUGGAGCGGCUGACGGCCAAGAAGAAGGAAAUGUUGGAGAAGUGGGAGCGGCGCUGGGAAUGGCUGCAGCAGAUGCUGGAGGUUCACCAGUUUGCCCAGGAGGCCGGCGUGGCAGACGCCUGGUUAACGGCCCAGGAGCCCAUCGUGAAGAGCCCCGAGCUGGGUAACAGCGUGGACGAGGUGGAGCAGCUCAUCCGCCGCCACGAGGCCUUCCGGAAAACGGCCGCCGCCUGGGAGGAGCGCUUCAGCUCGCUGCGCCGCCUGACCACGCUGGAGAAGCUCAAAGCCGAGCAGAACAAGCAGCCGCCGACCCCGCUUCUCGGCCGAAAGGUCUUCCCCGACUCAGCCGACUUCUCCAGCCGCCCGCCGGCGUCCGCGCGUCCCCCCGGCCACGAGAGGCCCGAGCCGGAGCCAAAAGAGACGCUCUCCGUGCCCGACGGGACCCGGCCAGAGGGCCACAGAACCCGCGCCGGGGAGCCCAGGGUGGGGUACGUGCGGCAGGAGACGAAACCCGAGCGAUUGCAGCCGAAGAUAGACCACGUAGACCCCAAAAUGUCCGAGCGGCCGCCGUCCGCUCAGGAGGGGCACAGGACGGAGCGGUCAGACGCCAAAGCCGCGCAGGGGAUGGCCACGCUGACGGUGGAGAGAGCGGAGGGCAGGGGCAGCCGGCACCCCGAGAGGAGGAGGGAGCGGCACGAGAGGCGGCUGGAGCGCCAGGAGUCCAGCGAGCAGGAGACCCCCAAACAAGAGCAGCCGGAACGCAGGCGAGACCGCCACGAAAGGAGGCUGGACAGGCAGGGAUCGAGCGAGCAGGAGGAGAGGAGGAGAGAAAGGCAGGAGAGGAGGACGGAGAGACAGGAAUCCAGCGACCACGAGACCCCGAGAACUGAGCCCGAGAAACACACAGGGAAGACGACUCUGGCGGACAUCGUGGAGCAGCUGCAGGAGAAGGAGGCCUCGCAGAACAGCCCCAGGGGUAAGGAUUCUGUGGCGCGUUUGUCCAACGGGUUGGAGAAGCUUCCGGAACGGACUCCACGGCCCGACCGCCCCAGAGCCCGAGACAGGCCGAAGCCCCGGAGGAGACCUCGUCCGCGGGACCCCAACCAGCCCCCGGGGGAGGCGCGGAGGUCUCGAUCUGCCCCGGCACAGAGCAGCGCCCCUCCCCCGCCGCCCCCCACCCACUCGGUUCAGCAGGAGGGGCAUCUCUUCCGGAAACACGAACUGGACGGGCCCAGCAAGAAAGCCUCCAACAGAUCCUGGGUGAACCUGUACUGCGUGCUGAAUAAAGGGGACCUGGGGGUCUACAAAGACGCGAAGAGCCAGGGCUCGGGGGCCACGCACGGCGGGGAGCCCCUGCUAAACCUGCACGGGGCGUCCUGUGAGGUGGCCAGUGACUACAAGAAGAAGAAGUUUGUGUUUAAGCUCAGGUCGGCGGAUGGACGGGAAUUUCUCUUCCAAGCCAAAGAUGAGGAAGAGAUGAAGAACUGGAUGGCGGCGAUAACCACGGCGGUCUCCGAACACAACGAGAUCGCCCGCUGGAGCCAGAGCCUCCUCACCACCUCGUCCACCGACGAAGGGACCGCCAAGCGGGAGAGCGAGCGCAGAUCCAGCGCCGGCGGCAGGAAGAAGUAAACCCGGCCGUCCUGCCGCUCCGUCCGUCCGUC
Molecule: messenger RNA, 7630 nt
Organism: Spea bombifrons (plains spadefoot toad)
Lineage: Eukaryota; Metazoa; Chordata; Amphibia; Anura; Pelobatidae
Gene: SPTBN4
Product: spectrin beta, non-erythrocytic 4
Exons: 36
Coding region: 21-7598 (2525 amino acids)
Biological process (GO): actin cytoskeleton organization
Cellular component (GO): cortical actin cytoskeleton; spectrin; cell projection
Molecular function (GO): structural constituent of cytoskeleton; actin filament binding; phospholipid binding
Source: RefSeq, a predicted model, not a curated record